AUGCUGCUUUCUGCCUCUAGAGACAACAUCACAUUGGUCAGCGAGUUCUUAGCUGAAGCCAAGAUGACUGCGACGAUGGAUCAUCCGCAUAUCGUGUCUUUUGUUAAUGUCGCAUGGGAUUCCCUCACUGAUCUCUGUGUGGUACUUGAGUACAUGGAUGGAGGGGAACUACGCUCGUUACUUAACACCUACCUAGAGUCGAAAACCCCCGUAGGUUUUGACCGAGAGAAGGCAACCAUUGCUCUUCAAUCUCGCAACAUUCUUCUGGAUAGCAGAAUGAAGGCGAAACUGUCCGACUUUGGAAUCUCUCGCGAGCGUCUUGACCGCACAAUGACUGCGGGUGUGGGGGCUUCACUGCCGAUAUGUUUUCCUUUGGUGUGGUGUUAUCGGAGCUUGACGUCCAUUCACUGCCGUACGCUCGUGUCAAGAAGGAGAAUUUGGACUCAAAUGGUCGGGAAAUGA
This is a messenger RNA of Phytophthora infestans T30-4, 462 nucleotides long. RefSeq names its product protein kinase. Gene Ontology annotation, molecular function: ATP binding; protein kinase activity. Lineage: Eukaryota; Oomycota; Peronosporomycetes; Peronosporales; Peronosporaceae. Bases 1 to 462 code for a protein of 153 amino acids. The transcript has 3 exons. The record is from RefSeq and is a predicted model, not a curated record. Gene Ontology annotation, biological process: protein phosphorylation.